Malassezia japonica is the source of this 1422-nucleotide messenger RNA. It is a transcript of the gene TUB2, whose product is annotated as Tubulin beta chain (Beta tubulin). The transcript has a single exon. NCBI's taxonomy places the organism in Eukaryota, Fungi, Basidiomycota, Malasseziomycetes, Malasseziales, Malasseziaceae. Gene Ontology annotation, molecular function: GTPase activity; structural constituent of cytoskeleton; GTP binding. The record is from RefSeq and is a predicted model, not a curated record. Gene Ontology annotation, biological process: mitotic cell cycle; microtubule cytoskeleton organization. Bases 1 to 1422 code for a protein of 473 amino acids. Gene Ontology annotation, cellular component: microtubule; cytoplasm.
AUGGAGGCGUGUACGGCCGGAAUCCGCGUCGCGGCGGGCGCCGCUCGUCUCUUUUCGCAGAAAACGAUGCGGGAGAUUGUGCAUCUGCAGACUGGCCAGUGUGGCAAUCAAGUGGGCUCCAAGUUCUGGGAGGUGCUCUCGGAGGAGCACGGCAUCGAUGGCGAUGGCAACUAUGUCGGUAACUCGCCGCUGCAGCUCGAGCGCAUCAACGUGUACUAUAACGAGGCGGCGGAAAACAAGUACGUGCCUCGCGCGGUGCUCGUCGAUCUCGAGCCCGGCACCAUGGACUCGAUCCGCUCGAGCAACAUUGGUGGCCUUUUCCGCCCCGACAACUUUGUCUUUGGCCAGAGCGGUGCGGGCAACAACUGGGCCAAGGGCCACUACACCGAGGGUGCCGAGCUCGUGGACUCGGUCAUGGACGUCGUCCGCAAGGAGGCCGAGAACUGUGACAUGCUCCAGGGCUUCCAGAUCACCCACUCGCUGGGUGGUGGUACGGGUGCGGGUAUGGGCACGCUGCUCAUCUCCAAGAUCCGCGAAGAGUUCCCCGACCGGAUGAUGGCGACCUUCUCGGUGAUGCCCUCGCCCAAGGUCUCGGACACGGUCGUGGAGCCGUACAACGCUACGCUCUCCGUGCACCAGCUCGUGGAGAACAGCGACGAGACCUUCUGUAUCGACAACGAAGCGCUCUACGAUAUCUGCUUCCGCACGCUGAAGCUCAAGUCGCCGACGUACGACGAUCUGAACCAGCUCGUUUCGCUGGUCAUGUCGGGUGUUACGACCUGCCUGCGCUUCCCGGGUCAGCUCAACUCGGACCUGCGCAAGCUCGCCGUGAACAUGGUGCCCUUCCCGCGCCUGCACUUCUUCAUGGUCGGCUUUGCGCCGCUCACGGCCAAGGGCUCGCAGCAGUACCGCGCGGUUUCCGUGUCGGAGCUUACUUCGCAGAUGUUUGACGCAAAGAACAUGAUGGCCGCCUCGGACCCGCGCCAGGGCCGCUACCUGACGGUGGCCGCCUACUUCCGCGGCAAGCUCUCGAUGAAGGAGGUCGAGGACCAGAUGCAGGCCGUGCAGACCAAGAACUCGUCCUAUUUUGUGGAGUGGAUCCCGAACAAUGUGCAGACCGCGCACUGCGACAUUGCGCCGCGCGACCUAAAGAUGUCGGUCACCUUUAUCGGCAACAACACCGCGAUCCAGGACCUGUUCAAGCGUGUCUCGGUGCAGUUCCAGGCCAUGUUCCGGCGCAAGGCCUUCUUGCACUGGUACACUGGCGAGGGUAUGGACGAGAUGGAGUUUACCGAGGCCGAGUCGAACCUCGCAGACCUCAUCAGCGAAUACCAGCAGUACCAGGACGCGACCGUGGACGACGACUACGAGGAGAUCGACGGCUACGAGGGCGAAGAGCAGUACGAGGAGGAGGAGAUGUAG